Molecule: messenger RNA, 1086 nt
Organism: Penicillium egyptiacum
Lineage: Eukaryota; Fungi; Ascomycota; Eurotiomycetes; Eurotiales; Aspergillaceae
Source: the annotation of a GenBank genome assembly
AUGCAAGCAGGUUAUCCAGAUUUCAGCCAACAUGAUUCGUCCAAGCUGCAAAGCCUCCACAUACCCUCGCUCCCAGAAAACAUGGAUGACCUCAGCUCUGAAGAAAAGAUACAAGCUCUUGUGGAACAUCGAAAUGACGAGACUGAUCUCUAUUAUACCGCUGCGACAGGUAUACAUAACGAUAAACAUAUGGAAGCUUUACAACACCCUUACUUGGCUAUGCGUCGAUAUUUGAUUCAUCAAACUGGCUACCCCUGGGAUGCAAACCUCAUCAACUUGCGUGCGGCUUUGGUGGGUGUCACUAGCCAUCAGCUUUGGAAUGCCGUUAGUUCACACCCAUGUCCAGUGUCUUUCUCACAGGAAGAACGGGAAAGAUCAGACGAUGAGCGUGAUAUUUGGAAUGAAUCCGAGGCCCUGCUUUCCACAAUCAGAGCAGGCCUUGCUAUUGACCUAGAGGGUGGCACUACUCCUGAAAAUUUUGAGAGGCAUCACGCAGGGAUCUCGAUUAUCGGCUGGAAAUGGUGCGUCAGUGUGAGAAGCAAGAACGAGAGCUAUAUCUUUCGUUUUGGCGGCAAACGUAUCACCGUGACAAAAGAUACGCUUCUGAAUAAGCGUCGUCCGACCAUAUACCGCUUAGAACUUGAGGAGCCCCGUUUUGGGCUUCCAGAGACAGUCAUUGUCAAGCAACAGAAAAAGGAAUGGGAAGCUGAGUUUUGCGCUGAGAUUUCUGCCUACAAGAAGCUAGAAAAGCUUCAAGGGACCGUGAUCCCAACUCUAUUUGGUGAAGGCUCUUUCAAUGAGCGCCCGCCCUUAAUCCUUUCAGAGAUUAAAGGGAUUACUCUACGCAAUCUCGCGAAACAAGCCGAAACGAGUGUCUGUGUCGAAGAGAAUACUUUGAACUCUCAUCUUGAGAACGCUUUCCAGGAGCUCUACGAGUACGGGGCCCAGCAUUGUGAUCUGAAUCCAGUUAAUUUUCUAGUCUGCGACAAUGGACAAGUGGUGGUUAUCGAUCUUGAAGUCGUCGAAUUCCUGACAGACAGCAAGCUUGGGAACUCACCGUCAAUUUGGGUAGCGUGGAUUACCUGA